Molecule: messenger RNA, 2728 nt
Organism: Numida meleagris (helmeted guineafowl)
Lineage: Eukaryota; Metazoa; Chordata; Aves; Galliformes; Numididae
Gene: MTSS2
Product: MTSS1L, I-BAR domain containing
Exons: 14
Coding region: 1-2283 (760 amino acids)
Biological process (GO): plasma membrane organization; cell projection assembly
Cellular component (GO): cytoplasmic side of plasma membrane; actin cytoskeleton
Molecular function (GO): actin binding; phospholipid binding
Source: RefSeq, a predicted model, not a curated record
AUGGCGGGGACAAGGCUGGCGGAGGGAAGGGGCCGUGCUCAGCCUUUACGAGCCAUCAGAGAUGCCACCCCACGGGGGGGUGGUGCGGGGGCUCUGCCCAAGGCUCAGGGUCUCACCGCUGCCUUCCUCCUUUUGCAGAGCUCCUACCCCAUCUGGGAGGACUUCAACUCGAAGGCCACCAAGCUGCACUCCCAGCUCAGGACCACGGUGCUGGCUGCGGUCGCCUUCCUGGAUGCCUUCCAGAAAGUGGCCGACAUGGCCACCAACACCCGAGGGGCCACGAGGGACAUUGGCUCCGCGCUGACCCGCAUGUGCAUGCGACACCGCAGCAUCGAGACCAAGCUCCGGCAGUUCACUAACGCCCUGAUGGAGAGCCUGAUCAACCCUUUGCAGGAUAGGAUUGAGGACUGGAAGAAAACUGCCAACCAGUUGGACAAGGACCACGCAAAAGAGUACAAGCGAGCCCGCCACGAGAUCAAGAAGAAAUCCUCCGACACACUCAAGCUGCAGAAGAAGGCUCGUAAGGGUCAGCUGGGGAAAGGGGACCUGCAGCCCCAGCUGGACAACGCGCUGCAGGACGUCAACGACAUGUACCUGCUGCUGGAGGAGACAGAGAAGCAGGCGGUGCGCAAGGCACUCAUCGAGGAGCGGGGCCGCUUCUGCACCUUCAUCACCUUCCUGCAGCCCGUGGUGAACGGGGAGCUCACCAUGUUGGGGGAGAUCACCCACCUGCAGGGCAUCAUCGACGACCUGGUGGUGCUCACCGCCGAGCCCCACAAGCUGCCUCCUGCCAGCGAGCAGGUGAUCAAGGACCUGAAGGGCUCUGACUACAGUUGGUCCUACCAGACCCCUCCAUCAUCACCCAGCAGCUCUAGCUCCCGCAAAUCAAGCAUGUGCAGCAGCGUCAGCAGUGCCAAGGGUGGCCUCCCGUGGCCCGGGGGGGCUCAGACCUGCUCACCCAGCUCCACCUAUCGCUACCGCAGCCUGGCCCAACCGGCCAGCGCCGGCACGCGCCUCUCCAGCGUCUCCUCGCACGACUCCGGCUUCAUCUCCCAGGAUGCCGCCUACUCCAAACCGCCCUCCCCGAUGCCCUCAGACAUCACCAGCCAGAAGUCCUCCAGCUCGGCGUCCUCAGAGGCCUCGGAGACGUGCCAGUCGGUCAGCGAGUGCAGCUCCCCCACCUCGGAUUGGUCCAAGGCCAGCCCCUAUGACCAGCCCGUGGUCAGCACCAUACAGCGGCGGAAGGACCGCGUGGAGCACCUGCGGGAAGCCGAGAUGGGCUCAGCCACUGGCAUGUACCCAGCCAUGGGCAGUGAGGAUGCCCCCAGGCCUCGAAUGUCACCGGCCACCAUUGCAGCCAAGCAUGGCGAGGAGGUGUCCCCUGCCGCCAGCGACCUGGCCAUGGUGCUGACACGGGGGCUGAGCCUGGAGCACCAGAAGAGCAGCCGGGACUCACUGCAGUACUCCAGCGGCUACAGCACGCAGACCACCACCCCAUCCUGCUCCGAGGACACCAUCCCUUCCCAAGGUUCUGACUACGACUGCUACUCGGUGAACGGCGACAUGGAGUGCGACCCUCAGAGCGACUUCGACAAGUCCUCAACCAUCCCUCGCAACAGCAACAUUGCCCAGAACUACCGCCGUAUGAUCCAGACCAAGCGGCCCGCCUCCACCGCCGGGCUGCCCAGCGGCACCAACCUGCCGGCCGGCAGCACCCCGGGGGUGGCCACCAUCCGCCGCACGCCCUCCACCAAACCCUCGGUCCGCCGUACCCUCUCCAACGCUGGCCCCAUCCCCAUCCGCCCGCCCAUCGUCCCCGUCAAGACCCCAACGGUGCCCGAUUCACCCGUCUACGCCGGCCCGGCGCGGGUGGGCAGCGAGGAGUGCGUGUUUUACGCCGAGGAUGCCUCACCCAACCCAAUGGAUUUUGCCAAAGCGUCGCCCAAACGCUUGAGCCUCCCCAACGCGGCCUGGGGCGGCGGCGUGGCCGAGAUCUCCGUCUAUGCCGGCGCGGCGCAUCCGAUGGCCGCCGAUGAAGAGGAGGACCAGCAGCUGGCUGCCAACCGGCACAGCUUGGUGGAGAAGAUCGGCGAGCUGGUCGCUGGUGCCCACGCUCUGGGGGAAGGCCAAUUCCCCUUCCCCACCGCGCUGGAGGAGACCCCCGUGCCGCCCCCCGCGCCUGCCAUGGACCCCCCGGCCGAAGACAUGCUGGUGGCCAUCCGGCGCGGCGUGCGCCUGCGCAGGACCGUCACCAACGACAGGUCGGCCCCGCGGAUAUCGUGAUGACGCCCAGGGGGACGCGGGGACGACGGACGACGGGGCGGGCGAGGCCGGGACCCCGGGGUGCACGGGACCCCCGGCUGCAGCGGGCACGGCCCCCAUGUGUCCUCACACUCGUGAUCGCUUUCUGUUGUUCUUUCUUCUCCUCUUUUUCUUCCCUUCCUCCCCUUUUUGAUUUCUUCCGUUCGUUCAAUUGUGCACUCUUUUCUCGUGCUCUUUACCUGUGCUCUCUCCAUUCCCUUCUGGCUCUCUUCUCUCCGUCCCUCCCUCUCCACUCUCUCUAAGCUCUCUGCUCUAUCCGUCCUUGAGCUCUUUCUCACCCCCUCCAUCAUCUCCUUCACCUUACUUUACUCUCUUCUUCUUACUCUCCUUCUUUCCCUCCUCUUUUCCUCCUUCCUCUUUUCCUCCUUCCUCUUUUCCUCCUUUUUUCCUUCCCUUUUCCUCCUCU